Messenger RNA from Leptonychotes weddellii (Weddell seal), 1555 nucleotides. RefSeq names its product sosondowah ankyrin repeat domain family member D (gene SOWAHD). Gene Ontology annotation, molecular function: protein binding. NCBI's taxonomy places the organism in Eukaryota, Metazoa, Chordata, Mammalia, Carnivora, Phocidae. The record is from RefSeq and is a predicted model, not a curated record.
UGCCUGGAGCCCCGCGAGCACGCGUGGAUACUGGCGGCCGCCGAGGGCCGCCUGGAGGUGCUGUGGGAGCAGCUGGAAGCCGAGCCCGCCCUGUUGCUGCGCUGCGACCCGAUCACGGGCUACACGGUGCUCCACUGGUUGGCCAAGCACGGGUGCCACGAGGAGCUCAUCCUGGUGCACGACUUCGCCCAGCGCCGGGGGCUGCCGCUCGACGUGAGCGCCUCGGGCAGCGGCGGCCUCACGCCCCUCCACCUGGCCGCCCUGCAGGGCCACGACAUGGUCAUCAAGGUGCUGGUGGGCGCCUUGGGGGCUGACCCCUCGCGCCGCGACUACAGCGGCCACAGGGCCUGUCACUACCUGCGGCCCGACGCGCCCCAGAGCCUGCGGGAGCUGUCGGGGGCCGAGGACUGGGAGACGGCGGGCGGCGGCGAGCGGAUCAACGCCAACAAUAACAGCAGCAGCGCCGCCGCCCGGGCGCUGCGACGGACCCCGAGCUCGGUGGGCACGAGCUCCGUGGAGGCCCCGGCGAGAGCGGCGGCGGCGCCCGGCAAGGAGAAGAACUACGCGGGCAGCCGGGUGGCGCAAAUUCAGGGCCUGCUCCGCCAGAUGUUCCCCUUCUUCCAGGACCGUUGAGGGCGACAGGGACUGGAGAGCGCGGACGGACCGCGACGCUGCGGUCGAGGCCUCGGUCUCGGGUGGUCUCGGGCCCCACCCGAAGGGGCGGCAGCUCCGGCCGCAGCCGAGUGCGCUGGGCCUGCAAGCAGCGGACCACCUCCAGGUUUGUCGCAGGUACCUGUCCCAGGUCACCUACGGCCACCGGCCAGGAGACCUGGGGACCGGGAAUCCGUCACCGAGAGAGAGCGCAAAGACCAAAGCUGUCCUGGCGCAAAACUAGUCCCCAAAACUAGGGGACUAAGGAGUUAGGGGCAGGAGUGUGGUCCUGCUUGGGAGAGGGAAAGUAAGGCUUCCAGGAGCCAUUUCUGGGCAGGCAGAAGCUCCGCGUGUAUUGGGAAGCACUUGCUAGAAGAAUGAGUUAAGACUGGAACCCACUGAUACAGAGGAAGCUCCUAACUGAAGGCUAGACUCGGCUGUUCCUGCGGGCACUCACCCUCCCCCCGCCAACCUGCUCCUGAGACAUCCAGGCUUUACCGGUACUUUUUCUAAUGUAUCACCGAUGACUUCUUAAGCAUAUUAAAGCCGGGUAUGUUUUCCUUUCACAUGACAAAGCUGUCCUUUGAGUGACUUUUUUUUUUUCAUUAACCACUGAGUGCGGGAAGCUUCCUACAUUCGCGGGGAAGAGUUCACCAACCCAUGGCCAUGAGCUAGUGAUCCGGGAGGCUCUGGACCUUGUUCCCACAGCAAAUGGCCAAGCGGGGCGCUGGAAGGAGCUACACUCACCUUGGCUCUGAGUGGAGACACACAGUUUGCCUGUCUCCCGGACUCUUUUGGCAGCCAGGUCCCGCUUCUGGCACAAGUCUCAUCCUAGAAGAGUUGUCUGUAGGGGGCAGAGGGGUGGUAAAAGGGGAAAAUCUCCAAAUGUACAUUUCUGAUGUUU